Molecule: messenger RNA, 1344 nt
Organism: Cladocopium goreaui
Lineage: Eukaryota; Dinophyceae; Suessiales; Symbiodiniaceae
Source: the annotation of a GenBank genome assembly
AUGAAUCCCAAGCUCCCUUGGGCUGGCGAAACAGCAGCUGAUGCUUGUGCUCACGGCAACAGCUGCCAAGUAGGUGGCUUCUUGAAAUUCGCCAACGGGGACAUGCGAUGGUUUAGUGAACAAUGGACGUCAGAGGACUUCCAAUCCUUGGACAUUCCGGUCAACCAGGACAUGCAAAAGGAUAUUAGUUCCUAUGAGGCUUUCGCCCAAUUUUGUUUGCUGUAUUCAUGGUGCUCCUUGAUGCCGGGGCAACGUUUCUCCAUCACCUUGGAAAGCCUCAGUGAUAACACUGCAGCGGAAGCCAAUUCCAAUUUCCUUUUUACAACAAAAGUUCCUCUUUGUUUCUUUGUGGAAAGACUAUGCAUGCUAAUUGCAACGGUUCGUGCUGAGCUGGGUGUUAGCCAUAUCGCAGGACAGAGAGAGGAGGCCUUCGGAACACGGACACGAGACCAGGUAGCAGGGAGAAAAAGUGCUACCAAGACCAACAGCAGCAGCAGCCGGAGAAGAGAGCACCCAAGAGCGCACGUCAUCAAGACGAAUGGAGCGAAAGACCUCAGAAGUGAGCUCAGGAAGAGCAGCAACCUCGUGACGCCCAGAAGCACCCCAUUUUUGGAAAACCCAAGCCCGCCAACCUUGCCGACAAGCAUGACCGGCAGCACCAGUGAGGGUAUCCGGGUUUUGACGAGAAGGGUUGACAGAAGCAUCCGUGACAGCGGCAAAGGCGUGACGCCAGACCCAAGGACGACCCGCAACUUCAACAAACCCUUUGGAUUUCAUCCAGGAACGCAAAGCAUUAGAAGCAGUGCCAGAAGCCCAGGACCAAGAAGGACAACGACUUUUGGAGAGACGGAAACGGAAGACCGCAGACAGGAGCCGAGUAGCCCAAGUGACAUCGAGAUGGAGGUUCCCACCGAGAAAGAGGGACCGAAGCCAAGGACUGGUAUAGCGACACCUGCGAACAGAAGACCAAAAGCAGGACCAAAGCUUUUUCGAGAUAGACCAAGUGGGAGAUCGACCGACCCAGCCAAAGUUGACCUUAGAAAGCGAGAACUGACGCAGAUACCGAAGUUGGACAUCGAGGGAGAAACCACAACACCCCAACAAGCGAGCACACUUGCGCGCAGACUCAAGGCGACUGACCUCGUCAGAGUGCAAAGCACGACGGACAGAGCAAGAGACAGCGCCGAGAACACGCACAGCCGCAGAGACCUUAGAGGGAUCGAAGACCUCACUAGCUUCAGCAGUUUUACGCUUACCGGCCGCGGAGACAACGCAUUUAGCCAGGUUUUCAACAAGACCGACACUGUGACUCCAUUGAGACCACGCAUCAGUCAUGGAGUUUGA